AUGGCGUCCAUCGUCGAAAAGCAGCUGCAGAGCUUGCUGGACGGCUUCGACGCCUUGCGACUUGAAUAUCAGCGCGUAUACUCUCGCUGUGCAACUCUUGAGUCUCAACUGUACACGGCCAAAUCACAGUAUUCGCGUCUUGCCGACCAAAGUCCUGAAAAGGCCCAACCCCUCGAUCUUUCAGCUUCUCCAGCCUUUCCUUUGGCUGUUGACUUUGAGAGCUUGAUAAAUAGUUCUAAGAUAGUUGACGCCAGCCGUCGUGACAAAAUCACUGCCGCUUCUCGUACCACAAAUUCGCUGCGCUCGACCGGCGUAGCCAUACAUUCUGGGCCUUCGGCCGACAAACCUUCCGCUCCCACCUCAUCUGCUGCUAUGCCCUCUAUUUCAGAGUCUCCUCUCGAACAAGAUUUUACCGUUCCUGGUACUCCGAGCAGACUUGAUUGCCCUUUCGCAUCCAUGGAAAGGCGCAAAUUGAGCUCGCACGCCGCCUCGGUCGUAUCACGUUAUAAAUCCGAGUCUGUCCGACAACCGCGCACCUCUGGUUCCCGCAUCAACGGACGACGUGGUUCCUCCAGCGCACGCAACUCUGUUAUUGAUCCCAUAAGAGAGGUUUGUGCCAUGGACUCACAUAAGAAGAAUCCCGAUGUCGAGCCAUCAGUCCAAGGCUCUUCCACCGACAAAGUUUGCCCUAUCCGCUUCCUCGACCAGCAUAGCCCAGAGGAAGUGGCAGCCUACUUUGAGCUACACAAACACGAACUUCCAAGGAGUCACGAAAUAUGCGUAAAGAGAUACCAAAGCAAUGAAGAACAAAUCCGACAGCUUGAUGCCAAAUACGGUAACAUCGUUAGCAUGAUUCAAGGGCUGGGUCAAAAACAUGUAUCCCUGCUGCCUGAGAAUCUGGGCGAUGAUCAUUACGAGGCAGAGGAAGAAUUCGAUGAUGACGGCGGUGCCAGCAAUGAGAAAAUCCGCAAAUGGGCUAGUACCGUAUACACAGGACCAGACGCCCCACCCGAAGAGGAAACCGAGGAAGAUCGCUUGCCUCGUUUUGACCGGCCGUUACGGGACGUUCGUCUAGGAGAAAGCCCAAGCCGACCAUGGGGCAUCCAGGUCCCGAUCGACGCACGAGAACGACAACACAGUGUAACCUCAAACGUAGCAGCUGCUACAGUACCCGAGAAACCACAACAAACAGCCGAAACUCAGGCAGAAAGACCCAAGGGCAGAUGUCCCUUUGGAUUUGACGAGCAGAAACCACCCAGCCAGGAAGACAAGGAAGAUGCAGAAAUCGAGAAACCAGCCGAAGAGAAGGGGACUGUCCCAGAAGUCGAGAAGCUCGAAGCGAAACCUACAUUCAUCCGUCAAGCGAACUUCGAAUCCACUGCAGAGAAGAUGACCGAAGAGCAGCCAGUCUUCAUCAAAACGGAAACUGGCGAGCAAAAGCAACAGGCACAGAUGGUGUUUACGGGGCCCGUGUUCAUCGGUUAUUCGGUGCAGGAGGCCAUGGCUGUGCUGCAAUCGAUGCAGAAGAAUUAG
Messenger RNA from Aureobasidium pullulans EXF-150, 1533 nucleotides. RefSeq lists its product as uncharacterized. The record is from RefSeq and is a predicted model, not a curated record. The transcript is spliced from 2 exons. NCBI's taxonomy places the organism in Eukaryota, Fungi, Ascomycota, Dothideomycetes, Dothideales, Saccotheciaceae. The coding region runs from base 1 to 1533 and encodes 510 amino acids.